AAAGCUUUAAAAGAGCUGCAAUUCCACAAUGUGGAGCAUUCACCAACAGAACUGAACACCUAAAGCAACUAGCAUCAAGAAUACUUUUCAUUUUGUUGUUUUCAUUAGUAAAUCUAAGCUUCGCUUUGGCAGAAUGAACUGCAAAAUCUUUUCAGUCUUUGUUAUUGUUGCCUUGGCAUUCCUGACCAUUGGUGAAGGAAUGAGUCUUAAAGGUGUGGGUGUAGAUCUACGCUGUCACUGCAUUGAAACAGAGAGUCGACGCAUUGGUAAACACAUAGAGAGUGUGGAGCUCUUCCCUCCCAGCCCACACUGUAAAGACACAGAGAUCAUUGCCACCCUAAAGGGAUCCAGGAAAGAGAUCUGUCUGGACCCCACUGCUCCCUGGGUUAAGAAGGUCAUUGAGAAGAUCCUUGCCAACAGAAAACCAUGAAUAUCUGGAUCAUCUGCAAUGUUGAGUUUGACGAUAUGCUGUGCACAUCUGAUAUUUUAACCUGACAUUCUGCUGGUUUAUGUUUAAAACAGCUUUUUCAAUGUGGAGUUUUGUG
Messenger RNA from Rhinichthys klamathensis goyatoka, 545 nucleotides. It is a transcript of the gene cxcl8a, whose product is annotated as chemokine (C-X-C motif) ligand 8a. Gene Ontology annotation, molecular function: chemokine activity; CXCR chemokine receptor binding. The coding region runs from base 134 to 430 and encodes 98 amino acids. Lineage: Eukaryota; Metazoa; Chordata; Actinopteri; Cypriniformes; Leuciscidae. The record is from RefSeq and is a predicted model, not a curated record. The transcript is spliced from 4 exons. Gene Ontology annotation, cellular component: extracellular region. Gene Ontology annotation, biological process: antimicrobial humoral immune response mediated by antimicrobial peptide; inflammatory response; neutrophil chemotaxis.